CGUAUGAAGCGCGCUGAGUGUCGAUGUUUCCUACAGUCCGUGAAGGCGUCUCCGUUCACCGCUGUGUGGCUGCAGAUUUGCGGCUCUGGAGGCUGAGGAGCGGCGGGGAUGCUGCUGCCUCUGCUCCGCCGAUCACACGCUCGCUUCUGCUGGUAGUCUGCGGGGGAAACAGCAGCAGCCAUGGCCUCGGACAUCCCCCCAGAGGCCAUCGGCUUCCUGUCGGCGGUGGGCGUCUUCAUCGUGGCAUUGGCCGUCCUCUUCCUCUUCAUCAACAAGAAGCUGUGUUUCUCUCGCGUCGGUGGGAUGCCCUGUCUGGAGCAACAUGGCCGCCGGAAGAAGGGACGACAGGGAAUCCGCCAAGGGCUCGCUCCUCCUCCUCAUCAGCCCCUGUGUCUCCCUGUGUUUAUCUCCCUCCAGUGAGCAGCUACGGUGACGAUGACGAUGUUGAUGACGGCAGCAGCUCCUCUGACAGCGAAGACGAAGUCCUGAAGCAGUUCGAGAUCUCGGUGUCGCGUUCUCAGAGUUUCCGUACCUCCGCGGCGGCGGCAGCAGCGACACACAGCGGCGGCGAGCAGCAGCCACAGAAGACGCAACUGUCAUUGGGCCGGCGCCACAAAUUCUCCCGACUGUCGGACCAGGAGGAGGGCAGCACCGAGCCGUCAGACUGUGAAGAGAUGGAGUCUCAGAGCCAGCCGCAGCGUUUCCAGGAUCCACUCUCCGCGGCGGUAGAAGAGAGCGAGAGAGCGUCGUCCGUCUCUCCGGACAAACCUACCGAGCUGGAAGUAUCGAGAGCCAGAGACAACUCCACCCCGAGCAUGAACCGGCAGGCUGCAGACGGCAGCGAGGACAUGGAGAAGGCUGCGGAUUACGACAAGAACGAUGCCACGGACAGCUCCUCCACCUGGAGCCCCGAGCAGGAGCAGCCUCCCCUGGGUGAGGUCUCCUCUCAGCCGGUCACCUCUUCCCCUCGAGUCCCCAUCUCUAAAUGCGGAGACCUGGUCCUCUCUCUGGAGUACCGCCCCGACACGGAGAAGCUGCUGGUCUCCGUGAUCGCGGCCCGGGACAUCCCCGACAAGGCCCGCAGCGGCAUGGACUCGUGGCAGGUGCACAUGGUCCUGCUCCCCUCCAAGAAGCAGCGCCACAAGACGUCCGUGCAGAAAGGCUCGCUGCCGCAUUUCAACGAGACGUUCCGCUUCUCACGCCUGGAGUCGUCGGAGCUGCACAUGUCGGCCGUCAGGUUCAGGCUGUACGCGCUCGGAGCUUCUCGGAUGUCCCGCGAGCGGAUGAUGGGGGAGAAGGUGCUGCGUUUAGGUGGGCUGGACCCGGACGGAGGGACGAUGGAGACCACGCUGGUUCUGGAGCCUCGCAGUAACCUCAAGAGCGUGGACUCUCAGCUGAGCCUGUCUGCUGUGUCUCAGAGCGACAGCGCCUCGUCCACUCAGUCUCUGACCCACGGCGGGGUCCCCGAGCUGCUGGUGGGUCUCACCUACAAUGCCACUACAGGACGCAUGUCAGUGGAACUCAUCAAGGGAAGCCACUUCAGAAACCUGGCCAUCAACAGACCACCAGACACCUACGGGCGUCUGACUCUUCUGAACUCGGUGGGUCAGGAGAUCUCUCGCUGUAAGACGUCGGUGCGCCGCGGCCAGCCCAACCCCGUCUACAAGGAGACCUUCGUCUUCCAGGUGGCGCUGUUCCAGCUGUCAGACGUCACGCUGCUGGUCUCCAUCUACAACCGCCGCAGCAUGAAGCGCAAAGAGAUGGUGGGCUGGGUGGCCCUGGGCCAGAACAGCAGCGGCGAGGAGGAGCAGCUCCACUGGCAGGACAUGAAGGAGAGUCGAGGACAGCAGGUCUGCCGCUGGCACGUCCUGCUGGAGGCGUAACGCCACCAAGAUUUAGGAUUUUUUGUUUCUUUAAAGAGGGAAAGAGUUUAUUCUUUACGUUGGAGGAUUUGAUCUGCGGUCAGGAUGAUGCAUGUGGCUUCAGAGGCGACGGAUUCGAGGCCUUGGCUUUCUCAGAGCACACUCUCCACAUCAGAAUCAAACCUCGCUGGUUAUUUGGUGUCAACAUGACGAACAAAUUCAUCUGCUUUUGGAGGCCGACAAGUUUGAAAGUAAUUCUGUAGAUGAAUAAAAGAAAUAAAUUAAAGCCUUCAGCAAGGUUAUGAGACAAGUGAAAGACCACUAAACUAUUUCUUUGGCAUGUAAAGGCUUUUUGAAUUUGAAGGUUUCAUGCAGAAAUUCACUCUUUGUAGAAGAAACAUCGGCCUCCGAGAGGAGCUGCGAAUUUGUCCUUCAUUUAUAUUUUAUUUUAUUUUUUGUAAAACAGCUCAGCUGUGAGACGAGGGAGCUGCAGUUUAGUUUUUCUAGUGAAAUGCUGUGUUAGAAAGCACACACAAAUUAGAUGUGUGUGCGUGUAUGUGUGUGUGCGUGUGUGUGUGAGUGUUUUUACUAAAUCUUGCUGUUCUUUUACCGGCUGAGUGGAGAUGCAAGCAAAACUGCACAGCGAGAUGAACUAAUGCAGACAGGAAACAUGAAGACGCAUCGUCCUGAGUAUGUAAUAUAGAGAAAAUAUUAUUUGUCACAUCCUCUUUAGACACAACAACAACAACAACAACAACAACACACUGACAAGGUUUUCAUGUGAUGAUGUUGGGAACUAAACAAUCAAACAGUAAUAAUCAAGCAAUCAAUAAGUCCAGUAAGUAAUUAAUCAAGACGAACAUGUAACUUUUCCCAGUUUUCACAUGUAUCAGCCAUCUCUUUCAUCCAGCACAAGUCAUUCAUUACAAAACACUCACGGAUUUAUACACAUUUUCCACUUUGGAGCAAACAGAAUCUUGCGUGAUCAUCAUUGGGAAUCAUCAGCUAAUUGCACUUUUUGCACUGAUUUCAAACACAAAAAGAGAAAAACACAGUCAAAUGCACACAGAUAAACAUCACAAUAAUAUUGUCCAAACUGAUCAAACCA
This is a messenger RNA of Centropristis striata (black sea bass), 2970 nucleotides long. It is a transcript of the gene syt16, whose product is annotated as synaptotagmin XVI. NCBI's taxonomy places the organism in Eukaryota, Metazoa, Chordata, Actinopteri, Perciformes, Serranidae. The record is from RefSeq and is a predicted model, not a curated record. Bases 24 to 1883 code for a protein of 619 amino acids. The transcript is spliced from 7 exons.